Naegleria lovaniensis is the source of this 1257-nucleotide messenger RNA. RefSeq lists its product as uncharacterized. NCBI's taxonomy places the organism in Eukaryota, Heterolobosea, Eutetramitea, Acrasida, Naegleriidae. The transcript is spliced from 2 exons. Bases 1 to 1257 code for a protein of 418 amino acids. Gene Ontology annotation, molecular function: monoacylglycerol lipase activity; short-chain carboxylesterase activity. The record is from RefSeq and is a predicted model, not a curated record.
AUGUCUUCUCAUCAAGACCAUGAAGCCUCAUCGCAUCAUCCAACGUUGAGUUUUGUUCCGACAGCUACUCAAUCCAUCUAUGAUCAAAUCAUUGCUGCAAAUACUUCUCCAUAUACUAUUUACUUCCGACAAAUGUUUAUGAGUUUUCCAUUCUUGAUGAGUUUAAUACUUUUUAUUUAUUAUUAUGCACACGUGAAUGGAAUGUUUGAUGAAGUGAGAGUUUACAUGAGUUCAAAAUUUGGAAAUACAGAAAAUCAACGAUCUAUAGAGAAUGAUGAUGAGUAUUAUGACGAUGAAAAGAAGAAAAUAAUAAUCGAAAUGAAGAAGUCGCUCCUGGCUAGGGUUGUGAAAGGGAAUAGAUUUACACGACUGUUAGGUUUUGGAAAAUUGACAAGUGACAAUAUUUCUCAAUAUUACGAGAAAGAAGGUUGGAAAUAUGACAAAGUGACCAUUGUUAGAAAUGAACAAACCUUUUACUUUGAUGUAUUACAGAAGUCAAGCUCUAAAAACGCUUCAUCUAGUACAUUUUCAACACUUCUAUUGAUUCCAGAUAUUGAUGGAUGCCUGGGUGAAAAUUCAUGCUAUUUAGAUUCCUUUAUUGAUGGUGUAUGUGGAAACAGAAACUCUCUGAGGCUUGCAGCAUCCACAAAAGAUUCUAUUCACCGAAUAAUCAUUUAUAGUAGAGAGGGAAGAUCUCAAAAUUAUCCAUUAACUACUAGCUCCAAUUUCAAGCUAUUAGGAGAUGAGCAAGAUCUAAGAUAUUGCAUUCAACAACUCGCAGAAAAGUACAGGAUUGGAAAUAACUCAAACUCGCACUCAAUUAGUGCUCAAUUUAUAGGAGUUGGAUGGGGAUUUGGUGCAAAUUUACUAUUAAGUGCUGUAUCCGGUCUUGCUUCAUCAAAUUACUUCUCGAUGUGCAUUUCCAUUUCAAAUCCAUACGACAUCAAAAAUUGCAUGACAACUCCAAUGACAAGGUAUCACAACAUGAUUCUUCAACAGCUCAAAAAGAUUGUGAAAAACAAUUGGAGCGUGUUUCAGAAGCAUCCACAUGCUUCUCUCAACUUGGAUGAACUCAUGGCCUCAAAAACUUUUAUAGAAUUUGACACGAAUUUCACACUCAAAAUUAAUCCAGAACUUCAAGAUAUUCCAAAUGAUUAUUACGACACGGCGAGUUGUUACCAUCAUUUAAAUGAUAUCUUGAGCCCCACUCUUCUCGUGUCUGCAAGUGACGAUCCUGCUUGUUCUCUCUCUGUAUGA